Messenger RNA from Morus notabilis, 972 nucleotides. RefSeq lists its product as uncharacterized. Lineage: Eukaryota; Viridiplantae; Streptophyta; Magnoliopsida; Rosales; Moraceae. The coding region runs from base 1 to 972 and encodes 323 amino acids. The record is from RefSeq and is a predicted model, not a curated record. The transcript has a single exon.
AUGGUUUCGGACGUUGAGGCCAAACUCCAUCUCAAGCUGGGACGAGCUGAAGGACGCAUUUUCCCUCCAAUUCAUAGGGUUAAAAACUUCUUCCCCCCAAAGCAAAAUCUGACGACGAUAUACCAGAAGCCGAACGAGUCACUAAGGGAAUGGCUCGCGAGGUAUGGGGAAGCUGUCACCGCCACGAUGGACAUAACAGAUAGAGAGGCCUUGAUGGGGGUCUUAUCUAGCAUGAAGAAAAUUACCCUAUUCAAAAGAGAGCUAAACCAGAAACCCCCGUCCAGCUACAGGGAGUUUUUAGCGAGAGCACAGGGGUACAUCAACGUUGAAGAGGCGGACGCAAAUGACCCCGAGCACCGGACCAACAAGAAUAAAGGAACCGAACAAGGGUCGACGCUUGCGAAACAGGAUGGGAAGAAGCGUCGAGGCGGAAGAAACGGAGACAAGCAGCCCGCCGUAAUGAUGAGCGCUCUAGAAGCCAAGAAGCCAAGGCAAGAGGAUACCCGUAAGCCUCGACUGUUCCAAAAAUACGAUUCCUACCACGAGCUAACGAUAGGAGUCAAGGAAGUCUUCAAUCAGGUCGGCCGUGGAAACUUGCUACGCCGACCGGAACCAAUGAAGUCAGACCCCAGCCAAAGGAACCAGAAGAAAUUCUGUAGGUUCCACGGCGAUGUCGGACACCAAACCAAUGAUUGCGCCGACCUCAAAGAUGAGAUCGAAAGAGUGAUCCGCGAGGGGAGAUUACAAGAGUUCAGGGCCGAGCCGAGACCCCGAAAUGACGGCCGCAGAGGGCAAAAUGACGGUCGGCACCGAGAGGAUAACCAGCGCUCAGAAGACCGAGAACCUGUCGGCGUCAUACGGACUGUCCUCAGCGGUCCUUAUAUAGGAGGAGACUCAAGGAGGUCUCAGAAGGAUUAUGCCCACGAGGCCAAGGGGUUUAUCAGGAGCGGUUCUGGAGCGUCUCCGCUGUAA